AGCGCUUUAAUUUAGGUGAAAAACUGAAUGAAAAACAAAUCUUUUAAUGUGGCUGAUCAGCUCAUGUGAUUGCAGUAGUAAACCACCUAUUUGCUAUGUUUUUGGUUAUAGCAUUCUAGUUUGUAUGGCUGAAAUUUCUAUUGAAGUUAGUAUCAAUUCUAAUUUCCAUGACUAAACAUAGACGUGAUAUGCAAAUGCGAUACAUCUAAUAUAAUACUACCCAGUAUCAAAAUAAGAACACUAACAUGAAACAUAUAAUAUUAAUGUAUUGGGUAUAUAUGUUACACAAUCUCUGCAGGUGGCAUAAAAAAAGUGAGCUAGACGAGGUAGCUGCAGUUGUUGAAGAAGUGUCACCGUCGGCCCAGCAUCAGGAAGCUCCAGCACCGCCAGUGUCGAGGUUUCCCCAGGCCCAGCCGCAGCCACUGGCGCAGCAGCCUCUGGUGCCGUCUCCGUUGGGGCUCAGCCGGUACGAGUCACAGAAGUGGCGUGACUGGAACACGUUUCUGCAAUAUCUGCAGAACCACAGGCCGCCGCUGAAACUGGCAUGCUGCACCGGCGCGCACGUCAUCGAGUUCCUCCGCUACCUCGACCAGUUCGGCAAGACCAGGGUGCACCUUGAGGGCUGUGACUACUUUGGCCAGCCCAACCCACCGGUGCCCUGCGCGUGCCCGCUGCGCCAGGCCUGGGGAUCGCUCGAUGCACUCAUCGGCCGCCUCCGCGCCGGAUACGAGGAGUUCGGCGGCCGCCCCGAGUCUAACCCGUUCAUGGCCAAAGAUGUGCGCAUCUACCUCCGCGACGUGCGGGAGGCGCAGGCAAAGGCAAGCGGCAUCUCCUACGUGAAGAAGAAGCCCAAGCACGGGAGCACGGCAGCGUCUCCGGUCGCGCCGCCUCCUGUUGUAACUGCAGAGACCGCGGGGACGAUGUCAGGAGCCGCCGGUGAGGUGGACGACGACGACGAACCAUCGUCGUCUGUAGGUGAAUUGAGGCAGCGCCAGCGCAAGGUCGCCACUUCCGCUGGGGGCAUCCCCGCUCCCGCUGCCGCCGCGCGCGCGGCACAGCAGCCACCCACGCACGCGGAGCUGGAGCGUGUGCGCUGCGUCGGCAGCGGCGCCGGUGGGACGGUGUGGAUGGUGCGGCACCGUGGCACGGGGCAGCUCUACGCGCUCAAGGUGCUCAAAGGGAACCACAACUACGACGUGCGGCGCCAAAUCGCGCGUGAGAUCGCCAUCCUCCGCACCGCCGACCACCCGGCCGUGGUGCGCUGCCACGGCAUGUACGAGCACGGCGGGGAGCUGCAGAUCCUUCUCGAGUACAUGGACGGCGGCUCCCUCAACGGCCACCACAUCGCCACCGAGCCGUUACUCGCCGACGUCGCGCGGCAGGUCCUGUCUGGGAUCGCCUACCUCCACCGCCGCCACAUCGUGCACUGCGGCAUCAAGCCCUCCAACCUCCUCAUCGACUCGGCGCGCCACGUCAAGAUCGCCGAGUUUGGCGUCGGGCACAUCCUCAAACAGACCAUGGAGCCCUCCAACUCUUCCGUUGGCACCAUCGCCUACAUGAGCCCCGAGCAGAUCAACACAAACCUUAGCGAUGGCAGCUACGCCGGCGACGUCUGGAGCUUCGGCCUCAGCAUUCUCGAGUUGUACCUGGGCAGGUUCCCCUUCGGGGAGAACGAGAACCUCAGCAAGCAGGGGGACUUGGCCAACCUCAUGUGCGCCAUCUGCUUCUCCUAUCCGCCUGAGCCACCGCGCACCGCCUCGCCCGAGUUCAGGGGAUUCAUUAGCUGCUGCCUGAAGAAGAACCCGGCCAAGCGGCUGACGGCCGCGCAGCUACUGCAGCACCCUUUUGUCGCAAGCACGCAGCCGCAGCCGCAGCUCCUUGCUGCUCCUCCCCUGCCAUGAUCACAGUUUCGGAUUGGGAGUAGAGUAUGGAUCUCAUCUCAGUUUGGCCUUGGCUGCAGGCAGUGUGGACUCCAAUAGGUGGCAUUCCCAUGUCUGUCAGGUGUAUACUUGGAACUUGGACGGAACUGAUGUCUGAAGGGAAUUGGCUGUCCAGUUUUGGUGGUCUUCUUUCCAUCAUCGUCGUCCUCAUCCAUCCAUGGUGGCUGCUGCUACUGCUGCUGUUAAGGAGAACCCCCUUGAUGUUCUUCAAACCAAUUUUGAGUGUUGUGUCCAUCAUCAAUUCAUCGCCAGGGUCGUCCUCAACCAGCUCCUCACUACCAUUAAGGUUCUUUCUCCUUCCUGUUAUUUGAUGAUGUUCUUUACUUCCAGCGAUUAUAUAUAGCAUAACGAGAGAGAAAAAAAGUAUGGGCAAAUGAUUUUGUAAAAGAUCAUAUCAAAUUUCAAGUGCAGAGAGGUCCACUUCGUACCAAUUUUCAUUGUUCUAAAAAAGGAACUUCAACUUUUCUUUUCUUUUUUAUCUCCAAUAAUCUCCAUGUAGGAGAGCUGUCACAUGAACUGGCAAUUAUGCUAGGCUGCUAGCAUCUCUCUGUGAUAGUUUUGGCACAUAAUUGGGUGACGAUGAUUGAACACAUGAUGAUGCUAUAUAUAUAGUAGAU
Sorghum bicolor (sorghum) is the source of this 2557-nucleotide messenger RNA. Its product is annotated as mitogen-activated protein kinase kinase 5-like. Gene Ontology annotation, cellular component: cytoplasm. The transcript has a single exon. Bases 246 to 1901 code for a protein of 551 amino acids. The record is from RefSeq and is a predicted model, not a curated record. NCBI's taxonomy places the organism in Eukaryota, Viridiplantae, Streptophyta, Magnoliopsida, Poales, Poaceae. Gene Ontology annotation, molecular function: protein serine/threonine kinase activity; ATP binding. Gene Ontology annotation, biological process: protein phosphorylation.